Coregonus sp. 'balchen' is the source of this 3297-nucleotide messenger RNA. The record is from the annotation of a GenBank genome assembly. NCBI's taxonomy places the organism in Eukaryota, Metazoa, Chordata, Actinopteri, Salmoniformes, Salmonidae.
GAGAAGAGAGGGAAGAGGAAAGGGAAGUUCCAAGUGGAGCAGGUCCACCCAUGCUGUGGUGAAUGAAGCCUCUAGUGGUGGGAAAUAUUACUGCCUGGUUACUUCUAUCAGCGAUGUGGAAAGAGAUUUUCCAGUGACAUCCUAUCCCAUCUUCCUCUGUUGCAGUGGUCACUGGUGGGUCAGACGGGAUAGGGAGGGCAUACGCCUUUGAAGUAAGUUCCCAUUACUGUUUCUGAAUGUGCCUGUGACAUCCAACCUGUCCAUCACUAACUCCUGUGGUUCAAUCCUACCUGUCUGUCCAUCACUAACUCCUGUGGUUCAAUCCCUCCUGUCUGUCUAUCACCAACUCCUGUGGUUCAAUCCCACCUGUGCAGCUGGCAGGACGUGGGCUGAACGUGGUGAUCCUGAGCAAAACCAAGGACAAACUGGACCGGGUGGCACUGGAGAUAGGUGGGAGGAACUAACGUCCUUCUUCUUCUUCUGGGAUGAUCAACAUUUUCAUUGGGGACUGUUUAGAUGUUAGGUCAAUGGGAUCAAUGACAUGUAUCUCUUGAUCUUCAUUCAUUCUGUGACAUUGCUCUUUCACAGCUGAAACCACGGGUCAGAAAGUGAAAGUGAUCGUAGCCGACUUCACUGAGGAUGACAUGUACGAGUGCAUUGAGGAGAAGCUGAAAGGCUUAUAUAUUGGUGUAUUAGGUACGUGGUUUUCAGAUUUUUGUGUGUGCGGAAAGUCGUUUCAUUCAGUCGUAUUUAUUGGAAAUGUAAAAAAUUUGAUUAUAAACGGGGUGGUUUGAGCCCUGAAUGCUGAUUGGCUGACAGUUGUGGUAUAUCAGACCGUAUACCACGGAUAUGACCCCAAUUUUUUUUUACUCUUCUAAUUACGUUGGUAUCCAGUUUUUAAUAGCAAUAAGGCACCUCGGGGGUUUGUGGUAUAUGGCCAAUAUACCAUGGCUAAUAGCAGGUACUCCGCAUUGCGUUGCACAUAAGAACAGCCCUUAGCUGAGGUACAUUGGCCAUAUACCACACCUCCUCAGGACUUAUUGCUUAAGUAUAGUAUUGUAAAUAAAACAAGGAGAAAUAAUGAUUUCCAAAAAUGGUCUAAAUAAUGUCGAUGAAAGUUAACCUCAUCUUAUCCAAUCCACACAGUGAAUAACGUGGGGAUUCUACCCAGUUAUAUUCCCUGCAAGUUCCUGCAGACUGAAGACCUGGAACAGGUGAGGUAGCUUAGUGGUUAAGAGCGUUGUGCCAGUAACCGAAAGUCCGCUGGUUCUAAUCCCCAAGCUGACUAGGUGAAAAAUCUGUCGAUGCGCCCUUGAGCAAGGCACUUAACCCUAAUUGCUCCUGUAAAUCGCUCUGGAUAAGAGUGUCUGCUAAAAUGUGAGAGGAGACAGACACUAUUGGUUACCUAUUGGCCUGUCCUCAUACCUCACCUGUGCCUCACACUCACCUCUCUCCCAUCACCAUUAUCCAAAACUCUGUGUAACGUCAUAAUAUGGUUGAUAUUACCUGGUGGUAGACGGAAGACAAGGAAAGGGAAACACACUUCACUAUUGUAUUUUUUUUCCUUCCAGAGAAUUACAAAAAUGAUCAACUGCAAUGUGAAAGCUUUGGUCAAGGUAGGUGGACCUACUGAUAUUGAAUUCCGUCAGUGGUGUUUAUGCUUAAAGGGAUACUUCAGGAUUUUGGCAAUGAGGCCCUUUAUCUACUUCCCCAGAGUCAGAUGAACUUUUGGAUACCAUUUUUAUGUAUCUGUGUCCAGUAUGAAGGAAGUUAUAGGUAGUUUUGCGAGCCAAUGCUAAGUAGCGUUAGCGCAAUGAGUGGAUGUCUAUGGGUAUCCCUUUAAGUGUCUUCUUGUUUUUAACUGACCUGUCUUUAUACUUUAUCCCACAGAUGUGCCAAAUAGUCCUGCCAGGGAUGGAGAUGAGGUGUUUUUGGAGAUAGGUUUACCUCAAUCUAAUAUUGAGACUUCGUAUUGUCAAUUCAUCAAAAGUUCAGUUUAUUUUUACUGAAACUGAAAUUGGUCAAAUCUAAAAGUCUGUUAAUUGCUUGAUAAACAUAAGUUGAUAAAUGUUAGGUGGAGAACCUGGGUAGUCCUGACCAGAGCCAUGUAUUUGGAUUUAUAUUCUACAGUAAAUGGCUCUGGUCCUGACUGUCCCCUAUGCCCUUACAGAGGGAAGGGAGUGAUCGUGAACAUCUCCUCUGGUUUGGCCAGUGUUCCUUCACCCAUAUACACCAUGUACUGCGCAUCAAAGGCUAGUACAGACCUGCUAUCUCUUUCACUAGUACAUACCUGCUAUCUCUUUCACUAGUACAGACCUGCUGUCUCUUUCACUUUGAAAUUGCUUCACUUAGCUUCAUCUAAGUACAGCAUGAUCAGCCAGUUGUAAAAAAAAUGCUUCUGGAAUUAGUCGUUUGUGUAACAAAUAAUCUAAGUGAUUUCAACGUUUCUAUGUGGCUGUCUUUGUCCAGGUGUUUGUGGAGAGGUUCUCUCAAGGUCUGCAGGCUGAAUAUAAAGCUAAAGGAAUCAUGAUACAGGUGCAGUGAUACAUCUAAGCAUCAGUGUGCAUGGAUCUAUUUUACAUUCAUGUGAAAGGGGGAAGAGCGCUCAAAUUAUCCGUACGUGUACUGACUGUGUACUGUAUUCAAUGGUUUGUACUGGGGAUCUGCUAUCAGUGCUGUGGUCAAUUCUAUAGAAAUUCAGUCAGUUUAGCAGGUGAAUUGAAAUUCUAGCUAAAUCAAUAAUUCAAAAGUACUGAAGGGAAAUAAAUGGCACUUUUCAAUUCUUCAACUGGAAGUUGAAUUCACUUCCCCACUUGACUGAAUUGAAAUGGAACUGACCUCUGACCUUGUCUACUCUAUUUGUCUGCUUUACUCUAUUCCUCUUUCCUGUGUCUCUGUGUCACAGGCAGUGGCUCCAUUUGGGGUGUCCACCCCCAUGACGGGCUACCAGAAGCCCAACAUGGUGACCCUGACAGCGGAGGACUUUGUCAGGACGUCCCUGGAGUACCUCCUAGCCGGGGACAAGACCUACGGCAGCAUCUGUCAUACAGUACUGGUAAAACACAUGAGAACAUUUACAGAAAGUAGAAGUAUUUACAGUGAAUAGUCAGAGCCAUCACUGAAACCAGGUCUGUCUGUGUGUGUGUGUGUGUGUGUGUGUGUGUGUGUGCGUGCAUGUGCGCGUGCAUGUACAUGUGCGUGUUGUCUCUAUAGGGUUGGAUGGUAAAGACCGUUCCCCAGCAGAUCCUCCAUAGUGAGAGCAUGCAGGACAGUCUACUGGAGUAUGUGAAGAAAAGA